CGGUGACCCAGUGAGAGGAAGGCGGGGACGGUAGCAGGUCGUGGUCCUCUGGGUUUGGGUUGGAGGUUAGAGGCAGGGGCAGCAGCUGGGGGAGAAAUCAGCUGGAAAUUUAAAAUUGUUUGGAGUCAACACUGAUUCCAACCAUGGGUUUGUCAGCCUCUACCCCUGCUGUUCCAGUUCAGACCUCAAAUGCUUCAGAUCAUCAGACAGCAUCACCGCCUUCAGGAUGCCCAAUGCAUGAAGGGAAAAUGAAAGGCUGUCCAAUGAAUGCAGAACCCUCUGGUCCAACUUGUGAGAGCAAAGCAUACUCUGUGCCUGCCCACCAAGAUCGUGCAUAUGAGUAUGUGGAGUGUCCUGUUACAGGCGUUGCUGCUAAGAAUAAGGAGAACCUGGAUCCUUCAAAUCUGAUGCCACCACCUAAUCAAACACCAGCUCCAGAUCAGCCCUUUGCAUUGUCUACCGUCAGAGAGGAGUCAUCCAUUCCACGAGCAGAUUCAGAGAAAAAGUGGGUUUAUCCUUCCGAACAGAUGUUCUGGAAUGCAAUGUUAAGGAAAGGGUGGAGGUGGAAGGAUGAGGAUAUUAGUCAGAAAGAUAUGUAUAAUAUCAUUAAAAUUCACAAUCAGAACAAUGAACAGGCCUGGAAGGAGAUUUUGAAGUGGGAAGCUCUUCAUGCUGCGGAGUGCCCUUGUGGUCCAUCUUUGAUCCGAUUUGGAGGGAAAGCAAAACAAUAUUCACCAAGAGCAAGAAUUCGUUCCUGGAUGGGGUAUGAGCUGCCUUUUGACAGGCACGAUUGGAUCAUCAACCGCUGUGGCACAGAAGUUAGAUAUGUGAUAGAUUAUUACGAUGGUGGUGAAGUCAACAAGGACUACCAGUUCACCAUCUUGGACGUCCGUCCUGCCUUGGAUUCACUUUCAGCAGUAUGGGACAGAAUGAAAGUUGCUUGGUGGCGCUGGACAUCAUAACCAUUGUUUUGUUUGUGAUGCAAAGUAUAAACUAUUUUUUUUUCUGAGAGAUACAUUAAACUAUUUUCCCCA
Messenger RNA from Urocitellus parryii (Arctic ground squirrel), 1034 nucleotides. RefSeq names its product holocytochrome c synthase (gene Hccs). Gene Ontology annotation, biological process: cytochrome c-heme linkage. Gene Ontology annotation, molecular function: holocytochrome-c synthase activity. Lineage: Eukaryota; Metazoa; Chordata; Mammalia; Rodentia; Sciuridae. The record is from RefSeq and is a predicted model, not a curated record. Gene Ontology annotation, cellular component: mitochondrion.